AUGGUCAAUGCAUGGUUUGCUGGGAGAGUUCACACCAUCCCUGUGUGCAAGGAAGGCGUCAGAGGCCACACGGAAGCUUGCUCUUGCCCCUCGCAGCAGAGUCCCCGUGCAGAGAGCAGCGUCCCUGGAACACCAACCAGGAAAAUCUCCGCCUCCGAAUUUGAUCGGCCUCUUAGACCCAUUGUCGUCAAGGAUUCUGAGGGAACUGUGAGCUUCCUCUCUGACUCAGAAAAGAAGGAACAGAUGCCUCUAACCCCCCCAAGGUUUGAUAAUGAUGAAGGGGACCAGUGCUCAAGACUCUUGGAAUUAGUGAAAGAUAUUUCUAGUCACUUGGAUGUCACAGCCUUAUGUCACAAAAUUUUCUUGCACAUCCAUGGACUCAUCUCCGCUGACCGCUAUUCCCUGUUCCUUGUCUGUGAGGACAGCUCCAACGACAAGUUUCUUAUCAGCCGCCUCUUUGAUGUUGCAGAAGGUUCAACACUGGAAGAAGCUUCAAAUAACUGUAUCCGCUUAGAGUGGAACAAAGGCAUCGUGGGACAUGUGGCUGCUCUUGGUGAGCCCUUGAACAUCAAAGAUGCAUAUGAGGAUCCUCGGUUCAAUGCAGAAGUUGACCAAAUCACAGGCUACAAGACACAAAGUAUUCUUUGUAUGCCAAUUAAGAAUCAUAGGGAAGAGGAAUGCCAGAGCGGCCUAGCUGGCUGGGUGGUUCUGGCCCAGGUUCCCUGCCCGUGGCUGCACUCAGGAUGCAGCAGGGAGGCCGGACUCACGCUGGAGCGUGCACUUCCCAGAGGGCUCGCUCGCGUGGCUGCUGGCAGGAGGCCUCAGUGCCCGGCCAAGCAGGCCUCUCUUCCAUAUUUGUUCAUAUGCAGGGAAAACCCUGGGUCUGGAAGCAGGGAAGCUGAAUGGUUAUACAAGUGUUCAGUUCAGAAAUUGGUGGUAGUCAUCUCAAAUAUUGAAAGUGGGGAGGUCCUUGACAGAUGGCAGUUUGAUAUUGAGUGUGACAAGACUGCAAAAGAUGACAGUGCACCCAGAGAAAGGUCUCAGAAAGCUAUCCAAGAUGAAAUCCGUUCAGUGAUCAGACAGAUCACAGCUACAAGUGACAUUUCUGCCACUGUUGGAAGUUUCUUGAGAAGCCCUUCCGUUGAGGUGGACACCCACAGCCAAAAUACUACAUCCUCCGAGGGAGCCAAUCAUACCCUGCUGAUCCACAGCCCCGUAGAACUCAAAAGAGGCUGGAGGAGGCAGAAGCAGCACCUCUUCUUAUACAGCGAUUUGUUGCUUAUAUCUAAUACCAAGUAUAAAAAGAACUUGAAGGUAAAAAAUGAAAUACCACUGAGCACCAUGUGGACUGCCAACUGUACAGACAAAGUUGGUGAAGCCAACACUGGUGCCAGGAAGGCCUUUGUCCUAGGCUGGCCCACGGUGAACUUUGUGGCCACCUUCAGUUUUUCCGAACUAAAGGAAAAAUGGCGCUCUUUCCUUCAAAGGUACAUCAAGUUAGCCAAAGAGAAGGACCAGCCAAAAAGCAUUCCCCUCAAAAUCUUCACUGAGGACAUCAAGAACUGUGCCUGUUCUGUAACUAUAACAGUAACAAAUUCAGACACAGUGAAUGAUGUUAUCAACAUGUCACUUUCAAAGCUAGGAAUAACUGGCUCUGAGAAAGAUUACCAGCUGUGGGCCAGUUCUGGUAAGAAAGAGGUCUCAUACCCACUCAUUGGGCAUGAAUAUCCAUAUGGAAUUAAAAUGAGCCAUCUUCCAGCUACUGUGCUCCUGCAGCAGGGAUCGGAGGACUCCACCUCUCCUUCUGCCCUCCAGGAGCCCUUCCCACUGCAGCAGGAGUCCCAAGAGAUCCAAGGCCGGUUUAUCCUGAAACCCAAGCACACAGCCAGGAACCAAGCCAGGAAUCAGCAGGGGAAAGAUGCAGGCCAAAAGACAGUCAAGAAGAGUUCUGCCAAAAACUGGGCCUUCUGGCGGAGCUUCAGGACUCGCCGGGACAGCCAGGGCCCAGGCCCACCACCCACAAAGCCAAAACAGCUCUUCGGAGUUUCUCUGGAGGAUGUGUGCGAUGAUGGCAGCCUGCCCACCCCAAUCCGAGAUAUACUUUACUUUAUCAAUCAAAAAGGGCCACUCACAGAAGGCAUCUUCAGAAAACCAGGCAGUAUAAAAUCAUGCAGAGCCCUACAGGAGAAGAUAAACUCUGGGGACAAAGUGAACUUGGAUGAGGAAUCCGUUCUUGUGGCAGCAUCCGUCUUCAAGGAUUUUCUUCGAAAUAUCCAAGGAAGUAUAUUUUCGGCCAGUCUCUAUGAUAAAUGGCUUGGUGUUAUUGACCAGGGGAACGAGGAGGAGAAAAUAGCUGCAGCCCAGAGUCUUUUAGGCCAGCUGCCAAGAGCUAAUGUAGUUCUCUUGCAAUACCUUUUUGGAGUGUUACGCAACAUUGAGCAGAAUUCCUCAUCCAAUCAGAUGACAGCUCACAAUUUAUCAGUGUGUAUAGCCCCAAGCAUUCUUUGCCCACCUCAUUCUGGCAGCUCAGCAUUAGAAAACGACUUCAGAAAAAAGAUUUCUUUUGUACAAUUUCUCAUUGAAAACUGCCUCAAGAUAUUUGGAGAAGAUAUCACUUCCCUCUUUGAAGAGAGCUCAAUGAGUUGUGAUAGUAGUGAUAUCACUGAUAGCCGUGAGAAGGCUGCAGGUACUGUGAAUAAUUUAACUGGCCUUGAUGAGAAAGACAGCAAGGCUGCCAGGGGUCACGGCAGAUCCUUAGACUGUGCUGUCCUGGAGCCUAAAGCACAUCCCAAGGGCAACGAUUUCCAUGUGCUCCAGGUCAGGUGAGGUUUCACACUGUUGUGAGAGCAAAGAAAGGAUGAGACAGAUCUAACUGCAAGAAGUUGCAAGCACAGCAUUAGGAGACAUCAUGGCAUAAUACAGCAUUUGGUUUUUCAAACAAAACUUUAAAUGGGACUGAUAUAUGUAUCACAUGUGCUCUGGUUGAAACCAGAGUGAGAGGCCCAGAGCACUGCUUGGUUUAUUCCCCUCUCUCUCCUUUUUCUGGUCAGUGGUUCCUGACGUACCACAGGUACCCCGUGUCUUUGAAAUAGGUUGAAAAGAACCAGCAUCACUGAGAGAAAAAGGACUUGACUUCACGUCAAACAGCCUUUCCAGACUAUAACCUCAUGUGCCUCUAUUUACCAGCUGCGUUAACUUCAGCCAGUUAUUCUAGCUCAGUUUCAGUUUC
Hippopotamus amphibius kiboko is the source of this 3229-nucleotide messenger RNA. RefSeq names its product rho GTPase-activating protein 20-like. The transcript is spliced from 18 exons. NCBI's taxonomy places the organism in Eukaryota, Metazoa, Chordata, Mammalia, Artiodactyla, Hippopotamidae. Gene Ontology annotation, molecular function: protein binding; GTPase activator activity. The record is from RefSeq and is a predicted model, not a curated record. Gene Ontology annotation, biological process: regulation of Rho protein signal transduction; signal transduction. The coding region runs from base 1 to 2826 and encodes 941 amino acids.